CUUUCCCCACAAGUCUGGGUUUUGUGUCUUUUUUGUUUGCAUGCAGAGGGUGAAACAAAGAGUUCUUACAAAACUGUCCUAAAAGUUGAAACGCUUUCUCUGAAUUCCAGCCCAGGGCAAGAAGCCAGAUUUGUUGAAGAUAAGCAGACUGAACUAAAAGAGGGAAUUUCAUGGGUCAGACAGUCUGCAGUGCCAUAUACUAGCUGGUGUCAGGAUGUAUUCACAAAGACCAAACCUAAGGUGGAAACUGCAGUAGCAUUCAAAACUGACCUACAAAUAUCUAAGAGAUGCACCACUUGGAUUCUAUCCCAGACUGGGUCUGAUUGGACUUGCUGGAAUUGUUGGCUUAGUUAUUGCAAGAGGUUCAAGAAUAAAGAAAAUAACAUAUCCUCUGGGGGUUUAUGGGAAUUGGGGCCUCCCUCUAUUACCCCCAACAGACAGCCACAAUUGUAA
This is a messenger RNA of Staurois parvus, 453 nucleotides long. Lineage: Eukaryota; Metazoa; Chordata; Amphibia; Anura; Ranidae. The record is from the annotation of a GenBank genome assembly.